Molecule: messenger RNA, 2337 nt
Organism: Closterium sp. NIES-65
Lineage: Eukaryota; Viridiplantae; Streptophyta; Zygnematophyceae; Desmidiales; Closteriaceae
Source: the annotation of a GenBank genome assembly
AUGAAUGAAAACCUAGCAGUCGAACCUGUAGUGAUUCAUGAACAUCUAUCGCCCUGCCUGGCAGGCGGGCACGUUAAAGCUGGAGGUGGGGCUGAUGACAGUGGCGAGCAACCACCACGUGGAGCAAUGCAUGUGCACUACGCCAGUCACAUGAAGCUCGUGCUCACAUCAUACUCGCACUCUCUUUACUUGCAUUCGUCUACUGCCUUGCCUGGUGGUGGUGGUGGUGGUGGUGGUGGUGGUGGUGGUGGUGGUGGUGGUGGUGGUGGUGGUGGUGGUGGUGGUGGUGGUGGUGGUGGUGGUGGUGGUGGUGGUGGUGGUGGUGGUGGUGGUGGUGGUGGUGGUGGCAGGCAGGCAUGCGGAAGCUGGAGGAGGUCAAGGGCAUGGCAUGCCAUAGACCCUUUGACAGCAAGGGCCGACGCAGCUUCAAGGGUGGGUGCGGGGCUGGUUUGGCUGUGGGUGACGCAGUGGGGGGUGCGCGGCUCUGGGUCAGUGAUGGACGAUGGUGUGGCAGUUUUGGCAUUGAGUGCUGUUAUUAUGUGGGUCAUUGAGGAGAAUGUUGCUGCAAUCCAAGGCAAGUCAUGGUCAGUUGUACGGAGGCACAGCAUGCUCUCUCUUCCCUCCACUGCUUUAUCCACACUUCCUCCUUCCUCUCCCACCUCCACAACCACAACCCUUCCUCCAAGCAGUGCUGGUGCGGAACGAGGUGGACCAUCUGAGCAGGGAGGCACAGCCUACUUUCCUCACUCUUGCCGCUCUCACUUCUUCCCUCUUCGUCUCACCUCCUCCCAACCCCAUCCCCUCUCCCCGCAAGCAGUGCUGGUGCUGAACGAGGUGGACCAUCUGAGCAGGGAGGCACAGCAUGCGCUACGGCGCACCAUGGAGCGCUACACCGCUGCCUGCCGCAUCGUCAUGUGCUGCUCCUCCGCCUCGCAGGUGACGUGGGCAGUCACGGAGGCUCUUCGAUCGCGAUGCCUCAACCUCCGCAUUGCUGCUCCAUCCCACGAUCAGGUGUGCCUGCUGUACCCUCCUGGUCUCCUCCCUGCUCGCUCUGUUGCCCCCCCCCUGCCGUCCUUGGCAGUUAGUGGACGGGCUACAGGAGGAGCCGGCCAGGCAAGGCAAAUAGUGGACGUGCUACACGAGGUGGCAGGCAAGGAGGGAGUGACCUUACCACCGAUGCUGGCAGGGCGGAUGGCGGUGAGCAGCAACCGCAACCUGCGCAAGGCGCUGCUCUCCCUCCAGGCUGCUAAGGCUGCCCAUGCCCGUGGUCGUCCUGCCCUCGCACCUCUUUCCCACCCGUCCCACACUGCCUGCCGCCACUACCCUUCAGUGACAGCCAGCCGCUACCCAUUCAGUGACAAUCAACCGGUGCAGCAGAACGACUGGGAGCUCUGUGUAGCUGAGAUCGCUGCUGACAUCAUCAGCGAACAGAGCCCCCGCCGGAGCCAAGAAGCUCAUAACUCUCCCUUUCUGCUACUGCCUCCUCGUGCUUUUCCAUCUUCAUCCACCUCCACCUCAUGCCAUAUCCGCGCCUCUUUCCUGCUCUCCCUCCUCGACACCCUCUCUUCAGACGGUUUACCCUCUCCGGCUCUUCCCUCCCUCCCCAACCACUCGCAUGCCAGCCUGUUUCAAAUACGCGCCAAGUUCUACGACCUUCUAAUCAACUGCAUCCCGCCGCACCUCAUCCUCAAGCGCCUGACAGUGGAGUUGAUGCGCAAGAUGGAUGCGGAGCUGAAGCAUGACGUGUGCCACUGGGCUGCCUUCUAUGUGCGUGCUGAGCACCGGUUGCAUCUGGGACAGAAGUCAAUUUUCCACCUUGAAGCCUUUGCUGCCAAGGUCAUGGCGAUCUACAAGGAGUUCCUCAUUAAUGCAGAAACUGGUGAUGGUGAUGAUGAUGGUCAUGGUGAUGGAGAUGGGGAUGGUGAUGGGGAUGGGGAUGGGGAUGGGGAUGGGGAUGGGAAUGGGGAUGGGGAUGGGGAUGGGGCUGGUGAUGGUGAUGGUGAGGGUGAUGGUGAUGGUGAUGGGGAUGGUGAGGGUGAGGGUGAUGGUGAUGGUGAGGGUGAUAGUGAUAGUGAUGCUGAUGCUGAUGCUGAUGCUGAUGGUGAUGGGGAUGGAGAUGGGGAUGGGGAUGGGGAUGGGGAUGGGGAUAGUGAUGGGGACGGGAAUGGUGAUGGUGAUGGGGAUGGUGAUGGUGAAGGGGACGGGGAUGGGGAUGGGGAUGGUGAUAGGGAUCAGGAUGGAAAUGGGCAUGGUGAUGGUGAUGGUGAUGGGAAUGGGGAUUGGGAUAGGGAUGGCAAAACGUGGUGGAUGAUGGGUGGAAGAUUCUUAGGUUUCUAG